GACUCAAGCACUGAUUAUGCCAUAUUAUCUCAUCGCUGGGGGUCGGAGGUCACUUAUGGUGAGAUCAUCAAACUGUCGACUAUGGCGAAAGAGAAGCGGGAUGAAGUCAGGAGUCGCGAAGGCUAUCACAAGAUUCUCAGGAGCUGUGAGCAGGCUGUGGAACACGGGCUUGACUGGCUGUGGGUCGACACGUGCUGCAUCGACAAGCGCAGCAGUUCCGAGCUGUCGGAGGCGAUCAAUUCGAUGUACCGGUGGUACGGAAACUCGACGAGGUGCUACGUUUAUCUCAAAGACGUCGAUAAACCAACCUUCCCCAGGGAUCAAGACAGCACAAAAUAUGUUAAUUCUGGUGGCUGGCCAGAGUGGUUCUCACGUGGUUGGACACUUCAGGAGUUGAUAGCCGCAAGGGAUGUUCAAUUCUUCAACAAGCGCUGGGAAUCCGUGGGCAACAAGAGGACGUUGGCGUCUACUCUGGGGUUAAUUACACGAAUCCCAGGAGAAGUGUUGAAGGGAGACAUAUCCACGACCGAGGUCUGCGGGGCGCAAAUCAUGUCUUGGGCUGCUGAUCGGAAGACAACGCGAGUUGAGGAUCGGGCAUAUUCCUUACUGGGGUUAUUUGGCGUGAAUAUGCCGAUGUUGUAUGGAGAGGGAAGGAAAGCGUUUCAGCGCCUGCAGUUAGAAAUCCUCCGGGUAUCCAAUGACCACAGCAUCUUUGCAUGGGAUCUUCAAGGAAAGAUUCGGCGGUUUGGAAGUGUCCUAGCAGACGAUCCAAGCUACUUUCGGGAUUGCCAUGAUGUCAGGAUACUGAAACCAGAUCAGUUUAUCAAGCACCUCAAGGAAGAUCUUCGGGGUAAUCUGGGACCGGCACAUUUCUUGCCUGCACAACUGGGCAAGUUCGCUCAGUUGACGUUGCGUGGUCAUGCUUGUGCCGACAAGCUUCGCAAGCUCUCUGUCACCAAUCGGGGUGUGGAAAUGUGCCUGCCGCUCACUCCCUACCACGUCUCUCCACCCGUUUAUAGGGCUGUGUUGGCAUGCACGCAAAGUCACGCAAACUUAUUAGUGACCAUCGACCUGGUUCACCACGAGUCUAGCUAUUACAGAUGCAUUGGUGCAACAGGUGGCCGCCUCCCGCAGGCGAUUCCAGCGUUCCGGCAACUCUACCUUGCAUAUCGUCAGGACCAGACGUGCUGCAAUGUCACGCUUUACGAAGGGGUUAUCUCUUAUCAUGGUUUUACUCGCUGUGGUGCUUUCCCCCUUGACAUUACUGGCAAUUCCAUCGCGUUAUCGUCCCUUGCCAAUAGUCUCACUGUCUUGGUCUACGCCAAUGACAAGGCAAAGGCUCGUUUCGCGGUUGGGCUUGGGUACCACCACAUUCACCAACAAUGGGUGCAUGUCGUUUGCGAUGAACCGGGAGAUGGUUGGUCUCCAUGGGCGGAUUAUGCCAAGAGAGCGUAUGAACGACUGCGGAAUGCGUAUACUGGCAUAACUGGCGACUCCAAGGAACGAUACAAGCCCGGUUACUAUGUCAACCAUGCCCACCUGCCGCGCUCGAUUUGGGCUGCAAAGGUUGUUUGGGGACAAUCGAGAGUGGGCAAUGCCACGGUCACAGUUGACGUCGACCAAUGCACUGGCUGUUGUUAUGGUCCCCUCGAAUGGAGGGUUACUGCUGAUGACCGAGACGGGCUUCCUAUACCCGGUCUCAUGAAGAUGGAUAUUGCCUACAAGCGUGGACACUGGUUACUCGUUGACGGGAUUCACAUAAAGCUUCUGGAGUGUACGACCCAGAUGAUUGCGCUUGGUGAUUAUGGCGAUUGGGAUCGGAAGGACGAAACUUUCAAAUGUAAUGGUAACAUCUUUGAAGAGCUCAGAACACUGUCAGGAGUUCUCGCCGUCAAGCCAAAUGAUCCUGCUUGUCGCCCAGUUAAGCGGAUUGUUUCUAGCGCCGUUAAGCGGGAUGACGGCGUAGAAACGGUUGUCGACCCGAAGACUUUCCCUCCGCUGGUCUUACGUGGACCGGUUGGCUGGUUACUUCCGAACAGUCGACAUCUCAUUUUACUGCUGAAAGCCUUAUCUGCUCGCCUUACAGACAAAUAUCUAGUGACAGCGGUUGUGCAGUGUUCGGCGUACAGAGCGUUUGGUUCCAGCAGUGAAUGGGUCGAGAAGGCUGGGUCUGGUGUCAACGAACACUCAAAGGACCGUGAGUUUCUUUGCGCUUUGUGAUGGUUGACUAUUUUCAACUGUCUAGGUUAGACUCUGUGUCAACCGGCCCACAUAACAUUACUGCUUUGUGCAGUAUUUCCCAGCCACAGGUGUGGUGUCGAGACGAAACCGAUAAAGAGAGAAGGAAACA
This is a messenger RNA of Pisolithus orientalis, 2350 nucleotides long. RefSeq lists its product as uncharacterized. The transcript has 3 exons. The coding region runs from base 82 to 2220 and encodes 712 amino acids. The record is from RefSeq and is a predicted model, not a curated record. Lineage: Eukaryota; Fungi; Basidiomycota; Agaricomycetes; Boletales; Pisolithaceae.